Messenger RNA from Homalodisca vitripennis (glassy-winged sharpshooter), 979 nucleotides. Its product is annotated as E3 ubiquitin-protein ligase Siah2-like. The coding region runs from base 143 to 880 and encodes 245 amino acids. Lineage: Eukaryota; Metazoa; Arthropoda; Insecta; Hemiptera; Cicadellidae. Gene Ontology annotation, cellular component: cytoplasm. The transcript is spliced from 2 exons. The record is from RefSeq and is a predicted model, not a curated record. Gene Ontology annotation, molecular function: ubiquitin protein ligase activity; ubiquitin conjugating enzyme binding. Gene Ontology annotation, biological process: proteasome-mediated ubiquitin-dependent protein catabolic process; multicellular organism development.
CAAAUCUUCAUUUCGAGUGGUUGGGAAGAGCAUUUAGAUAAGAGAUUCAUCUCUGUUGAUGCUGUUUACACUCAGUGGUAAGCUGGUGAUUGUCGAAAUACAAGUCUAAAAUAUCUACAGAGUACAUAAUUCUCAGCAAAAUAUGGACGAUAUUCCAGUGGAAGUGCUGAGGCACAGUUUCCAGUCGUUGAUGGAGAUCUCCCGCUGUUCCGUCUGCCUGGAGAAUGUAAGGGCCGAAGUUGUGCAGUGCGCCAAAGGUCACCUCUUCUGCAACCAUUGCCGUAAAGAUCUUAAGAAAUGUCCAAAGUGCAAGAAACAUUUUGUGAAGGACAAUCCUUCCAGGUACGCCAACAAAGUGGUGGCAGCCCUUCCCGUCCUGUGUAGGUACAAGAAGUGCGGCAAGUACCUAGAGCCGGGUGACGAUCACGAGAAGUACUGCGGGUACAGACCCACCGGGUGUAAAAUCUGUGACUGGACCGGUCUCGGGCACGAAAUCCUGAUCCAUAUGAAAGGCAGACAUAUAGUUCACGUGAUAGGCGAAAACAAUCCAGGAAUAGGCUUCCAGAACUGCAUCCCCAACAAGAUCACAUCAACCGUCUCUGUGCUGUCGGCGUACGGAAUAUUCUUCUGGAUGAUUGAGAGGCACGACGUAGAAAAACAGACUUUUAACGUGACCUUUUACCCCAUACUGAGCGGUAAACCGCAGAAUGACUUUUAUGUGACAUUGUCCUCCGGAGGAACUCAUUUUGUGACGAAGUUCAAGUUAGACAUGGACCCAAAAAAUGGUGAAAACAGAUUGUUUGUUCCUGGUUUCAUGUUUCAUAAUUUGCUGGACGAGAAAGGAAGCCUCAACUACAAGAUUUUUAUUACCACUGAAUAAUCUAGAUUCGUAAGAGGUUUCGUACAUGAUAUUGUAAUUUCGUGUCUUUCUUAAUAAAUACUGUAUAUCAUUAAAAAAUAAAUUCUGAAUUUACUAAUA